AGAUUUGUUCGAGAAGUUUGUUAUGAUUUCGGCACUUACUUGUUACUUUUCUUCCUCAAAAUGAACGGUUCCUUCGAAGAGGAUGCAGACUUAAGAGAUCUAGUCGCACAUGCGUUAGAAAGCAAAGGAAUCCUUGGUAAAAUUAAGGCAGAGCUUAGAGCCAAUGUGUUUAUGGUGUUAGAUGAGCUUGAUAAAAAUGAUAUGAAUCGUCCACAGUAUUUCAAUGAAAAACUGAAGAAUUUUAUGACUACAAAGGAAGGCAAGUUAAUAACUGGUCUGGUGCGGGAAUUCUUGGAAUUUUUCAAUUUGGACUACACACUUGCUGUAUUUGAUCCAGAGUCAAAUUUUGGGAACCAGUAUAAAGGAAGAGACAGUUUAGUUGAGGAACUUGAUUUCCAAGAAACUGUUAAUGAAUCAAAGCCAAUUAUAUCCUUCUUGUUAGAGGAUAGAGCAAAUGUUGCAAUGGCAAAGCCUAAUUUGACAUCUGUUGCUGAGGAUGUAGCCAAAAAUAGUCAUAUAAACAGUCCAGAUAUGUCACCAAGAUCAGUUUCAUCAAGUGGAAAAAACAACAGUUCAAGAGUAAGUCGUAUACCACAGAGAGUAAAGGAUAUAAAGAAAAUGACAGAGACUUUAAACACAAAGAGCUCAAAAGAUGCAAGCGAGAGGUCUCACGGAGAGGAUAGGAAGUCCAUUGGGAACAAAACUGGAAUCUCAGAUUUAAGUGUGAGCUUAAAUGACGACGACAUUCUUGCAGAGUUCACAAAUUCACAGCCACAAAAAUCAUCAAAAGAUUUACAUCAAAAUGAAAGAAAGCAAGGAGUUUUCUUCGAUGAAGAUUUAAAUGCUGCUGCAUCAUUUGAAGAAUCCUGGCUCCACGACGGCAAAACUAGCUUACCUAAACUGAAGAAACAAUCGUUGACUUCAGGCUUACAUGAUGUACGGGACAUGUCAAGUAAUUCCGCUGAUCUUAAAGAACUUGAAGAUAUUGAUCGUAAGAUCCACGAACUUGGGUUCGGUUUACCUGCCAAGGAUAAAUCCAGCGACCAAGGUGAAGGUGAAAAUAACGACAGUUACGCUGAAGACUUUCACACAAGCACACAUAGUAAUGAAGAUAACUCGAGCAUUCCAGAGGAAAUCGAUCAAGAAAUUCAAUCAUUGGAAAGCUUUAAAAGUGAUAGAAGCAAGAUGGAUGAACCGCAUACAUCAGAUCGAACUAUUUCUCCAGUGUCAGACGACUUUAAAGAUUUUGAUUAUGGUGAAGCUGUUCAUUUUUAAAAUGAAAACAACGGUACAUUAAGUGUCUUGUAUGUACACCAUUGUACAAAAUGGUGCGCUUUGGUAUGUUGUAAAUAUAUAUCGUUGGACACACUGGUACAUUUGGAGUCUUUAGUGUAUCUCGUUUGAAACAAAGUUGAGUUUUGUAUCUUGUAUGAACAUUGCUGGAUACCAUCUUGCACUUGUAAACAGUGUAUACAUCGUUGUAUACAAUACGCACUUGGUAUCUUGUAUAUACAUCGUUGGACACAAUGUUUCCCUGGGUAUCUUGUAUAUACAUCGUUGGACAAUGUUUCCCAGGGUAUCUUGUAUAUACAUCGUUGGACACAAUGUUUCCCAGGGUAUCUUGUAUAUACAUCGUUGGACACAAUGUUUCCCAGGGUAUCUUGUAUAUACAUCGUUGGACACAAUGUUUCCCGGGUAUCUUGUAUAUACAUCAUUGGACACAAUGUUUCCCAGGGUAUCUUGUAUAUACAUCGUUGGACACAAUGUUUCCCAGUGUAUCUUGUAUAUACAUCGUUGGACACAAUGUUUCCCAGUGUAUCUUGUAUAUACAUCGUUGGACACAAUGUUUCCCAGUGUAUCUUGUAUAUACAUCGUUGGACACAAUGUUUCCCAGGGUAUCUUGUAUAUACAUCGUUGGACACAAUGUUUCCCAGGGUAUCUUGUGUAUACAUCGUUGGACACAAUGUUUCCCAGUGUAUCUUGUUUAUAUAUCGUUGGACACAAUGUUUCCCAGUGUAUCUUGUAUAUAUAUCGUUGGACACAAUGUUUCCCAGUGUAUCUUGUAUAUACAUCGUUGGACACAAUGUUUCCCAGUGUAUCUUGUAUAUAUAUCGUUGGACACAAUGUUUCCCAGGGUAUCUUGUAUAUACAUCGUUGGACACAAUGUUUCCCAGUGUAUCUUGUAUAUAUAUCGUUGGACACAAUGUUUCCCGGGGUAUCUUGUGUAUACAUCGUUGGACACAAUGUUUCCCAGUGUAUCUUGUGUAUACAUCGUUGGACACAAUGUUUCCCAGGGUAUCUUGUAUAUACAUCGAUGGAUAUACAGUAUACAUCAGUGGUACAAUUGAUAUCAUGUAUAUAAAUAGUUAGAUAUUGAAAUACACAAGGAAGAAUGAA
This is a messenger RNA of Xenia sp. Carnegie-2017, 2397 nucleotides long. RefSeq names its product centrosomal protein 43-like. The record is from RefSeq and is a predicted model, not a curated record. Gene Ontology annotation, biological process: microtubule anchoring. Bases 61 to 1275 code for a protein of 404 amino acids. The transcript has 14 exons. Gene Ontology annotation, cellular component: centrosome. NCBI's taxonomy places the organism in Eukaryota, Metazoa, Cnidaria, Anthozoa, Malacalcyonacea, Xeniidae.